GAACCAUUAUCAUACGUCUUUUCUCAACCAGUGCAUGGGAUAGUUGAUGCUCCCGUGCUUCAGCAACGAAUGUCAGUUAUGGUGGCGAACCAUGAAUUGAUUGUUGGCAAAGAGUUCCGUGAUGUCCACAGCUGUAGGAGAGCCCUAAGAGAUGCAGCUAUUGCUCUUCACUUUGAAAUGCAAACGAUAAAGUCCGACAAGACUCGUUUUACUGCCAAGUGUGCAAGUGAGGGGUGCCCUUGGAGAAUACAUGCAGCAAAACUUCCCGGUGUUCCUACUUUCACAAUUAGAACCAUCCAUAAUGAACAUACUUGUGCAGGGAUUACUCAUCUUGGUCAUCAACAAGCUUCGGUUCAGUGGGUUGCAGAUGUUGUCGCAGAAAGCAUCAAGGAAAAUCCUCAUUAUAAACCGAAGGAGAUAUUGGAAGAGAUUCACCGUGUUCACGGAAUUGCUUUAUCAUACAAACAAGCAUGGAGGGGCAAGGAACGCAUAAUGGCCACUGUGCGUGGCAAUUUCGAGGAAGAUUAUCGCCUCCUCCCGCAAUAUUGUGAUAUGAUCAAAAGAACAAAUCCUGGAAGCAUUGCGACGGUUUACGCGGAUCCGGUUGAUAACUGUUUUCAAUUCCUUUUCGUUUCAUUUCAAGCAUCCAUUUAUGGUUUUCUGAAUGCAUGCCGACCUCUUAUUGGACUCGAUAAGACUAUAUUGAAAAGCAAGUACACGGGGAGCUUACUUUUUGCCUUUGGUUUCGAUGGAGAUGGUGCUGUAUUCCCUCUUGCAUUCGGGGUGGUCAACGAGGAAAAUGAUGCCAAUUGGAUGAGGUUCCUAGCUGAGUUGCACCAUCUGUUUGAGAUUAAUGCAGAGAACAUGCCAAGGCUUACCAUCUUGUCUGAUAGACAACAGGGUGUUGUAGAUGCUGUGGAAGCAAACUUCCCAGCAGCAUUUCAUGGGUUCAGCAUGCAUCAUCUCGUUGAAAGUUUCCAGAAGGAGUUCAACAGUUCUUUGCUUACCAACCUUUUCUGGGAGGCUGCUUAUGCUCUCACUUGCAUUGAUUUCGAAAAAAGACUCAUUGAGAUUCAAGCAAUGUCACCAGAAGCGGCUGCUUGGAUUCAAAAUGUUCCUCCUCGUUUUUGGGCAACAGCGUAUUUCGAAGGGACAAGGAUGGGACUCCUGUCAGCCAACAUAUUGGAAAGUUUAAGUGCUUGGAUAGCAGAAGCCUCUAGCCUUCCAAUAAUUCAAAUGAUGGAGUGCAUCCGUCGGCAACUCAUGACUUGUUUCAACGAGCGACGCGAGACUAGCAUGCAGUGGGCAAGUGAUCUCAUUCCUCCUGCAGAAAGGCUUGUAUCGGAAGCCUAUGAGCAGGCAUGUACUUACCAAGUGUUCAAAGCAAAUGAAUCUGAAUUCGAGGUUCAUUCCCCCGGUGAAGGUGCAUCUGUAGUAGAUAUUAGAACCCGAAGCUGUUAUUGUCGUGGAUGGGAUCUGACUGGACUCCCUUGUGCUCAUGCCAUUGCAGCUCUCCUAUCUUGUAGACAAAAUAUGCGCAAGUUUACAGAAAGUUGUUUCACAGUGGCAAAUUACCGUAAGGCGUACUCGCAGACAAUACACCCUGUUCCUGAUAAAGCCCUUUGGGAAGAGAUGCCUGAACAGUUUCGAAAUGGAAAUAACUAUGCCGAUGUCAUUAUAAAACCACCCAAGUUGCUUGAGCAGCCAGUGAGACCUAAAAAGAGGAGAGCCCUUACCGGGAAUGUCGGUCGGGCGAAAAGGAUGGUGCAUUGCAGUCGCUGCAAUCAAACUGGACAUUUCAGAACUACUUGUACAGCACCUAUAUAGAAACUCAUUUUUCAAGUUCUUUUUACUGUGCAAAAGAGAUCAAAUAGUUUUUUAGUUUUAAUUUUUUUUUAGA
Molecule: messenger RNA, 1900 nt
Organism: Hibiscus syriacus
Lineage: Eukaryota; Viridiplantae; Streptophyta; Magnoliopsida; Malvales; Malvaceae
Exons: 1
Coding region: 70-1827 (585 amino acids)
Molecular function (GO): zinc ion binding
Source: RefSeq, a predicted model, not a curated record